This is a messenger RNA of Lactuca virosa, 522 nucleotides long. Lineage: Eukaryota; Viridiplantae; Streptophyta; Magnoliopsida; Asterales; Asteraceae. The record is from the annotation of a GenBank genome assembly.
AUGGGAUUGAUCACCUUCACCUACGCACAGUUGCAGAGAGGGAACACCACAAUUGUGAUGGCGAGGUUUGAAGUGGAGACGACUCUGGAUGCAAUACAGAGGUACAAGGUAACACACCUUUACACUGCACCGCCUGUUGUGGUGGCGCUGGUGAAACAGUCGGCGGUUGUCAGAAGGUACAACUCCUCAUCGUUGCAGGAGAUUGGGACCAGUGCAACACCUUUAAGCAAGGACACCAUGGAUGAAUGCUCCAAAAAUUUUCCUCAAGAAAAGAUGUUACAGUUCAAUGAAGAAGCACGAUCUCCCUUUGUGAAGAAGUUUAAAACCAUUGUUCAUCCUGGAGAGGUAAACCGCAUCAGGGAGCUUCCUCAAAACAACAAAAUAGUAGCAACACACACAGACAGCCCUGAUGUCCUAAUUUGGGAUGUUGAAGCUCAGCCCAAUCGCCAUGCUAUCCUUGGAGCCACAGAGUCGCGUCCUAAUCCUUGGAGCCACAGAGUCGCGUCCUACCCGUUCGGCUAA